CGCUCUGCCGACCCAAAUCCGUAAACGAAACCCUCACCGCAGCCCGCUACUCUCUCCGUCACGAUCACCAGCUUCAGGAACCUCGGCCGCCCUGCCGGCCCCGCGGCUCCAUGCUCAGGACGAUGGUGUCGCAGCUGGUCAAGCACGAGCGCAUCGAGACCACGGUCGCGAAGGCGAAGCAAGUCCGGCGAAUUGCUGAUAACAUGGUGCAGCUGGGGAAGGAUACACUUCAUGCUGCAUGUGUGCUGCUGCUUUUGUUCGUGGUGAUGAUGUUCUUCAUAAAUUGUUCACAGAGCUUGCUUAUCGCUACAAGUAAAUGUUUGAUCUAUUCACCUUGUUUUGCCUGUUCCGUUGCUAGAUUCGGUGAAAACUUUGUUAUCAAUAUAAGGGACUGAGUAGGCGGAUAUACAAGAUUGCUUUGAACAUUCAUACGAAUGGGGGAUGCUGCGCCAAUGGCAUAUAUCAAGUAAAGUUUUUUUUCUUGAUUUGCUCAUCUGAGAAAUUAUUUUAGUGUCAAUAUUAAGCACAUGGUGUUUUCACUUCUUGUUCUUGUAUUGUUCAUUCUCACACCAUAUAAACGUAUGAAUAUGUGUCCUGCAUGAUA
This is a messenger RNA of Musa acuminata subsp. malaccensis (wild Malaysian banana), 604 nucleotides long. The record is from RefSeq and is a predicted model, not a curated record. Lineage: Eukaryota; Viridiplantae; Streptophyta; Magnoliopsida; Zingiberales; Musaceae.